Molecule: messenger RNA, 5422 nt
Organism: Cydia splendana
Lineage: Eukaryota; Metazoa; Arthropoda; Insecta; Lepidoptera; Tortricidae
Gene: nes
Product: lysophospholipid acyltransferase 5
Exons: 5
Coding region: 214-1656 (480 amino acids)
Biological process (GO): phosphatidylcholine biosynthetic process; lipid modification
Cellular component (GO): membrane
Molecular function (GO): 1-acylglycerophosphocholine O-acyltransferase activity; lysophospholipid acyltransferase activity
Source: RefSeq, a predicted model, not a curated record
GCGAAGAGUUAUAACAAUCGUACGAUGUGUAAUUUUAUCUUUGUGACUAAAUUCACUCUACCCGGAUACUUUAUUUGAAUCCCUGUGAAGUUAGCCAUACUUUCUUGAAUAAUUUAUGGACGUACGGACGUGAUAGUGGCAUAGGUAAAUAGUGUAGGUAAAGAUUAUUCGAUUUCGAGUUUGCUGCAGUCUUCAGUGAGGUGCGCUUUGACAAUGUGGGGCCUAUUCUUCUCUCUUCUGAGCUGGGUGGGGCUCAGCCCUGUCCCAUUUGUUGCUGACUUGAUUGGAACAUCAGAAGCGGCUCUCAAAUUGCUUCUAUCGAUCUUUAUGGUCUAUCCUCUGGCAACAGUAUACCAUCAAUAUAUCAAACAACAUAAAAAGUUACGGAAUAUCUACUUCAUUGUGACAGGCUUUGACAUAGCUCUAUACAAUUUUGGGAUAUCAAUGUACCAUAACCUUAUCCCCACGCUUGUUAUAUAUUUAACCACAAUGAUUUUUGGACCUGGAAAGAUAAAUGUUAUUAUAACAUUUGUGUUCAACGUAACUUAUCUUAUGGCUGGAUAUAUUUUGACUGAAUCUGAAGAUUAUGACAUUACAUGGACAAUGCCUCACUGUGUGUUAACUCUGAAGCUUAUAGCUUUGUCAUUUGACAUGUGGGACUAUCAAAGGAUGAAAGCAGGAGAGGAACUGUCUGCUACAAAUCAAAAGACAGCAAUUGAGAAUCCACCCACAUUAGUAGAGCUGCUUGGAUUUGUGUACUUUCCCUCCUGUUUCCUAGUGGGCCCUCAGUUUUCAUUCCGACGCUACAUUGACUUUGUUUAUGAUAAGUUCCCAUUGGAGCAGCAUGCUGGCCUAUAUGAAAAGGAAUCACUCAAGAGACUUCUGCAAGGCAUACUUUACUUGGUAGCAUUCCAACUAGGAGUGAGUGUAUUUAGUAUGAAGUACAUGCAAUCGGACGAGUUUUGGGAGCGGUCUAUCUUCUACCGCCACCUGUACUGCGGGCUGUGGGCGCACUUUGCCCUCUACAAGUACAUAUCCUGCUGGCUGCUCACUGAAGCGUCAUGCAUCCGGUUCGGGUUGUCGUACAACGGGUCGGCGCCGUCGCCGGGCGGCGCGCCGGCGCCGCGCUGGGACGGCUGCAGCAACAUCAAGCUGCUGCGGUUCGAGUUCGCCACCAAGUUCCAGCACUACAUCGACAGCUUCAACUGCAACACCAACCACUUCGCCUCCGAGUACAUCUACAAGCGGCUCAAAUUUCUCGGCAACAGAAACGCUAGCCAAUUUUUCACAUUACUUUUCUUAGCGCUCUGGCACGGAACCGGGUCCGGCUAUUAUAUGACUUUCUUCAACGAAUUCAUUAUUAUAUUCAUGGAGAAAGGUUUAGAAUCUAUUUUGAGCAAACACGAGUUUUAUCAUACCAUGUGGUCCAACAAUAUCGUGCAGUACAUUUUGUACGCCGUGCUGAAGCUCUACACCAUAGUGUUCAUGGGUUGGAGUUUGGUUCCUUUUGAUCUCAAAUCAUUCUCCAAGUGGUGGAACAUCUACUCGAGUCUGUAUUUUUCAGGAUUUUUCCUGUUCAUACCGUGGGCAUUCGUUUAUAAGCCACUCAUUGUUGCUGGAAUCAAGCACUUCAAGUUAAAAGUGAAGUCUCAAUGAAAUAAGGGUAGGUAGGUCUAAUAAGUGAUUCAAAAUAAGAUUGAAACUACAAGUGACAACUAUAAAUGCUGGUUGCUAUGAGUAGAUCCAAUAGUGAGCGAGUGUUUUCGUAGACUCCUAACAUGUAUAAUUCAGACAUUAAUCUUGUAAGUAGAUGAUGCGUUGACAAAUCUGUUCUAACUUUUCUAACCUGUCUGUAUCAAGUGUUUAAAAUAAUAUAACAAACAAAACACGAGGUUCCGUCAUUCGGUCAAUGAAAUAAUAUCAUAAUAUACAAAACACACCUGUAUAUUAUAUUCUAUGGUAUAUAUAUUAUUGGCAUAAUGAUUAAUAAAUAAAAAAUAUAAUAAAUCAACCAAAUUACGUCAUUAAAAUGCCUAAAAGAACAAACUAUAGGAAACAAGAUUACUUCAACAAUGUUAAUUCAAUCAACUUAGUAUCUAGUUAUAGAAAUGUGAUAAAAAAGGUCUUGUGCUUAUGCGAGUUUCCGAAGUAGAUAGGUAGAUACGUAGUUAAAUUUUAUUAUUAAAUACUUAUACAAGUGUAACUCUUAGUUUAAUCUAGUUCCCUUUCUUUACUGUCUAUAAUGGCUACCACGUACCUGCCCUGUUUCUAUCACCUCUAACUCAUUCUUAGUUUCCGAAUAAACCGGUUUUCAUAGUUAUUAUAAAUAAACAAAGUAGUAUCUGUAAAUGAAAAUGAAAAUCAAUCGAUACUUUUGAUUUUAAAAUAAAUAAUGAUCUAAACUACUAGCUUAAUACCUAUGUAUGGCUGUGAUGUAAAGCAUAAAGCACAAGGUUGAAAAUAUCCACUGUUUCAUAUUUAUAAUAGGUACCUAAUUGGUACGAUAGAGAUGUCACAAACUCUAACAUUCUGUACAACAACCGGCAUAAAAAUGUACUUGUUGGCUUUCCAUUAACUUUCGCCUUCACUACAUAUUUCAAUCAUUAAUUAAUACCAACUUACAGAUAACAGUAGAGGUGUAGAUUAUUGACGUCCUGUAAUUUGUAGUAGACCCGUUAAAUUGCCGAUAGAUAACAUACUUAUAAUUACAGCUUAUAUCGAUUUCAUAUGGCAGGCCAUAUUUGAUCUGCCAUAUGCCCCGUGCAUGAACUAUAGGGGGCAGCAUAGGAGCCGUCCGAUUUUUGGCGCGAGGCGUAAAUAUGUCGUUUAUGCUUCCGAUGUAGCCCACAAGACGGCAGAGGUCCUAAACAGAAACGCAAUAAGGGAUCAUGGUAAGGCCCCUGAUCGAUGCUGGUUCAUCAAGUAGUUGCGCGGCAAUAGGUAAUAUACCAUAAUAAACUACUUGUUACUAGGUCUAGUUUAAGGUCAAACGGGGUGAAUAGGGAUAAAAACAGGGAUUGAAACUUACCUGCUAAAUUGAUAAUUGAUUAUAAACUCCCCCAUAAAUGCAUGCAAAAUCGAUUAUUUUCCAACGCAUGAUACAGUUACCUACUGUAGGAAUUAUCAGGUAAAUCUCAUUUCCAGUUUUUACCCCUAUUCACCGCGGUCGACGGUAUUUAAUAAUUUUAACUUACUGAACAUAAUAAUACAAGUUGAGCUUCAACCACGACAUAGUCAACUCCUAUUUAUUUAAUCAUUUAUCAUUUAAUCACUGCAAUCAUGUACCUACAUUUCUCACGAGCCGACUCAGUAGUUAAUGCUUUAAGUAUGUAUGUUCUAGUAAAUUCUUAAAGCUUAAGCCUGAGAAAUUAAUCUAUAAAACAAUGUUUAAAUAAAUACACAAUUAUUUAAUUCUACAAUCAUACUGAAAAGUGAUCUAGAAUGUAGCUAGCGCUGCCUAAUGCCUGUUACCUACGAUAUCAGAUCUUUUUACUACCUAAUACUGUCUAUCAAUCUUUGCAUCGAACGAUAACACUCUAUUUUAAAUAGAUGUAAUUAAAUACAUUGUACACAUAAGUAAUACACCCAUUCAUUGUUACUAUUUAAUAGUCAAUUAAUGAUACAUAUAUUAUAGAGCCAAUCUUAGGUACUUUGUGAGUUGUGCUAAUAUUGCGUUAAUAGUGGUGGGUCUGAGGCUCUUGGGUACGGAUUACAUACAACUACAGCAGAUUCUCCACCCAUGAAAACAUCUGUCCGUAUGUAAAGGCGAGCCGUAUGCCUGGUCUGACUUUUAACCAUGUUAAAUAGUAUUGUCAAGUUAAUUAGACGAUUAUUUGAAUUGUAUCUUUGAAAAUACGAAUAAAUACGUUUACUUAAUAUGGCAUUCUUUUCUGAAAAUCAAUUGUGGUACUUUAAUAAGAGAAAUAAAUAUGUGACCAUGUAUACAUACAGUCAGUCCAUGAAAAGUCUGCAGCGGAUUUGAUAGCCCACGCAGUGCGCGUGUUAUUUUAAACGUCAAACUUCUAUGAAAUUAUGACGUAUAAAUGACACUUGCACUGCGUGGGCUAUCAAAUCCGCUGCAGACUUUUCUUGGUCCGACUCUACCGAGAUAACGAAUGGAUUUUCAUCGUUUCGGUACCAGACUUUUUAAAUAUAAUUAUGAAGGCAACACAACACAGUAGGGACUUGACACACUGCGUCCGAUAGUUGUUUGGCCGGAUACUUACGGGAUAUUCGGCCUGACCAUCGGCAGAAUAUUCGGUAUCCGGCCGGCGGAACUAUACCGUCAUUUCGGUUUUUCAGGUGCACAUUGUGCAGGUUUGACCUGUUUCCUAGUUAACGUUCGCGCGGACUCAUUUCUAGGUUCGAAAUGAGUGCGUGUGCAAGCAGUGGAAUGUUUAAAUUGUUUAAAAAUAAUAAACGAGUACGAUUAUGACCGUGACUGUUUCUUAAAUCCAAAUUGUUUACUCCGAAAUCAAGCAAUGUUACUAUCCGGUAUCCGGCCGGAUAAUAGGUCACCGUCCGGUAUCCGGCCGGAUAUUAAAAUAGUGGCCGGAUACCGGAUAGUAACCGAAUAACCGGUGCAUCUCUAGUCGCUAUAAUACGCGCAUAGGGUUGUCUCACUCAAACUUCGGAGCGACGUGCGAAUCGGACGUAGGGUGCCAUGCCCCGUAGACUGUGUUUUGCAAUGGACUAUAGGCUUGUGUCGGUCAAGAACGAAGAACUCUUAAGAAUGAAAUCCGAAAGGAACUUAAAUCUUUUUGCACGCUCUUAAUCGGUCUUUAAUAGGUCCUUUAGUUCAGUGGGAUUGGUGAGCGCUUGACACGAGUGAAACAGAAAAUAGACUGAACGAAAUGGUUCACAAUAACGCUGGCAUGAGUGCGAACGAGAUAAAAGAGUGACAGACAGUGCUAAACCUGAAAAGUAUGAAUGAAAAUCAAAUAUAUUUAUUUACUGUGUGAAGCUUUUUAAUGUUUAAUCGUCAUAUAGUAUUGUACAACUUGAAUCGUAAUUCAGUUGCUAAAGAUAUAUGUAAUGAGAAAUAAACUACUGUAAAAUCGAUUUAUAUUUCAUACUUAUUCCAGCUCUCAUGACCGAACUGAACUAAAGGAACUAUAAGACCGAACUAGUUCGUUUGACCGAGAGCGGAGCGCUCCUGUAGUGACCGAGCAGGCACAAGCCUAAUGGACUACGAUUAGUUUUGGCUGGGUAGUCCACUCCCAUAGGUAACUGUAACUUUAUUUCAACAUAGUAUAAUAGUCAUUAUUAAUAAUUAUUAUUGUUUUUAUUUCACUAGCUAGUUACGUGGUGGGAUGGGUAUUUUUUAUAGUAUUGUACGGUCGUAUGUUACAUGGCUCAAACUAUUUGUAUUUUAUUGUUUAUUAUCUGGUUGUACGAUCAAUGAAUUAUAUGUACCUAUAGA